AUGUCUUCCUAUAUUAUCACCUGCAAGCCAAACGCAACCACCGACGAGGUCCAGGCUGUCAAGGACCAAGCUCAGAAGCAAGGUGGCAUCAUUGGACACGAGUACGGGUUGAUCAAGGGCUUUGCUGUUACUUUCCCUAAGGAUGCGGUUCACAGUCUCGACACACACCCACAUGUGGAGAAUGUCGAGGCUGAUAAGGAAGUGAAGACGCAAGGAGAUAUCUAG
This is a messenger RNA of Penicillium egyptiacum, 225 nucleotides long. The record is from the annotation of a GenBank genome assembly. Lineage: Eukaryota; Fungi; Ascomycota; Eurotiomycetes; Eurotiales; Aspergillaceae.